This is a messenger RNA of Erpetoichthys calabaricus (reedfish), 1504 nucleotides long. Its product is annotated as putative olfactory receptor 7A2. Gene Ontology annotation, biological process: G protein-coupled receptor signaling pathway. Gene Ontology annotation, cellular component: membrane. The coding region runs from base 1 to 1005 and encodes 334 amino acids. Lineage: Eukaryota; Metazoa; Chordata; Cladistia; Polypteriformes; Polypteridae. Gene Ontology annotation, molecular function: G protein-coupled receptor activity; olfactory receptor activity. The transcript has 2 exons. The record is from RefSeq and is a predicted model, not a curated record.
AUGAACCAGCUGACCGAUCAGGUAUAUUUACGAUAUUUUACAAUAUGUUUUUUGUUACCACCUGCCACAGCACUUGAAAAUGUAUCUUGUGAAAUUUUUAUUCUCACUGCAUUCCAAGAAUUUGGGAACAAAAAAGACACAUAUUUCUGGCUUUCCCUUAUAGGCUAUUUGCUAAUAAUAUUUGUAAAUGUAUCGUUAAUUAUUUUAAUAUACCAAGAAAAAAAACUCCAUGAGCCCAUGUAUAUUUUUCUUUGUAAUCUGCUUUUUUGUGAGCUAACUGGAUCUACAUCCUUUUACAUUAAAUUCAUGAUUGACCUUAAAAUCAAUGUUCAUGUUAUUUCUCGCACAUUUUGCUUUACUCAGAUAUUUCUUAUUUAUAUAUAUACAGUAACAGAAAUAUGUAUUUUAACAGUCAUGGCUCAUGACAGAUAUAUAGCAAUACAUGCACCUUUACAUUACAUUACAAUUUUCUCAUCAGCAAACAUUCAAAAAUUAAUUGUUGCUUCCUGGAUUUAUCCUAUUGUUAUGAUAACCAUUGGAAUGUAUUUAUCUAUACGUUUACCUUUAUGUGGCAAUGAAAUUGAUAGAGUAUACUGUAACAACUGGGAAAUUGUUAAACUAUCCUGUACAGACACAAGUAGUAACAAUAUUUAUGGAUCUGUUAUGCUCUGUACUUUUUCAAUACCUUUCAUUUUUAUUUUUUAUUCAUACUGUAAAAUCCUUUCUGUGUGCUGGAAUACUUCAAGAUCUCAGAAAUAUAAAGCUUUUCAAACAUGUCUUCCUCAUUUAAUAACACUGAUCUUUUUUAUAAGCUCCUUACUCUUUGAAUUAAUUGAGAGCAGACUUAAUGUAAAGAGAGUAAAAAAUGAAAUCACAGCAUUUGCUUCAAUAGAAUUUCUUACAGUUCCUCCGCUUUUAAAUCCAUUAAUAUAUGGCUUGAUAUUGCCUGAAAUACGCAAAAGGGUUGUGUAUCUAUUUUCAAGGAGAAGAAAACAGUUAAUGUGAUUUCUUUAGUUUUCAUUUUGUGUAUUCUGCAUAAAGAUAAAUACAGUAAAUUUCUGAAAUAGAAAAAUGGGACAGCAUUAAAAUAUCACUAAAUUUGCAUGAUAUUUAACCUCUACAUUGACAUAUACUUCUCAUUAUUAUUGCUUUUAUCCAGUGUGACUCAUGCAAAUAGGACAUACUGUACUAUAAUGUUUUGCAGAAACUAUGUAUACACAUAUUAUUACAUUUGGAGAGUAGGCAAGUUAAGUGACACACUCAGGUUCAUGGAGAGUGAAAGGCAGGAAUCAAACCCGAGGCCUUGGAACUCACAGUCCAGUGAUGUAGCCUCUAUCUCUCUGGCUGCCUUUUCAUGAAUACAAUAGACAUUAAUAAAACAGGUCUAUACUAAUUUUAUAAAAUAGAAUGCUUUAUAUACACAUAUGCUAAAAUUAAUAUUUUAUGCAAAAUAAUGUACAAAUUUGCAAUCCAUAAUUAGUUUAAUAGGGAAACAAUUUAUUAU